AUGAUAUAUGAGGUAUGGUGCGGGGCUGCCGGUUAUGUGUCGGAAGAUGUCACAAGGGAACAAGGCAUGUACUAGGAGCGCCAGCAACAGUAAUGCGACAGACUGACGGUGGCGCAACAAGCGGAUCAACGAGAAUAUAAGUGUCUUGGAUCUAAGUCUCGCCGGAGAUUUGGUGGUGUGUGGGUGCGACCAACUUGAUAUGCAGGAUUCGCGACGGGCUUCGUCAUCGGCGCUCGCGCAUGCUGCACUCCCUGCAUCUGGCCUGGGCGCUAACUUCUGCCAUGACUGGAGCGACGCACCCCUGAUAUGCCUUGGUUUCUCAUUUGCCGCGGAGUUCCCCAUGGUUCAGUUUCAUGUGAAUCCAUGUGGAUUCGGGCUCAUGUUGGGCAUGUCCCACUGUCAUGUGAGGUCUCUACAUCUGUUCAGUAUCGCCGGCAGAGACAAAAUACUUGGUUUUGUCACCCAACGUCGUUUGGGUACACCAGGCUAUCCUUACCGUCAGUGUCUGUCACUGACCGCAUUCGAGGGGAUGCAUGUCCGCAAAACGAAGCCUUGGUUACCGAUGACGUCAGUCCCGGAGCCUGGAAACGGAUCGCGGCGCAGCUAUCCGCUUAGGUGCUGCCUUAGCCACGAUGUAACUGUGCUACAAUGCUCCAGCCCGUGUGUCUGAACGCAUGGACAACCAACAGACAUGGAUGGAAUUUUCCAUGGAACUCUGCCAUGUUGGGCUGUCAAAGCUGCCACGUUCCGAGGCCACGAGCGAGUGGUAACGAUACCCCGCAAAGCGACAUGUCCACCGAAUUGAUGGAUCUGC
Molecule: messenger RNA, 814 nt
Organism: Alternaria alternata
Lineage: Eukaryota; Fungi; Ascomycota; Dothideomycetes; Pleosporales; Pleosporaceae
Exons: 1
Coding region: 200-670 (156 amino acids)
Source: RefSeq, a predicted model, not a curated record